CAACUUUGUUCAUGCGAAGGGAGUUUGCUGGAAGAGCUUAUCAGCGUAGCGCUGUUUCGAGCUUGGAUAACAAACUUUAUCGCGCGAGUUCCGGGAGAUUCGAAGGCUCACACGGGAGUGUUUACAGUCAAUACUUGGUCAACGAUGCCACGAUACAAAAAAGGAUUGAUUGGAAGGCGACCUAAGCGUGCUGGCAAAAAGUCACAAACCCUAGAUCCGCAAUCAUCCCUAGAGGAUCCAGCUACGCCCACCACACAUCAUGAAGACCACACUUACACAGUAUCUCAACCAGUUGUGUUUGAUGACAACACUGUUCGACAACUGCAGAGGGCUGAGGCGUGGGCAGAGUUUUACAUCAGCCCAGUUGAGUGCCCUGAAGAACUAAGAGAAUCUCACAGUCCUGAGAAAUCAACAGAUUCUGACAAUUGUUCUGCCGAUGAGUUUUAUGUCCUUGCGGGAGAGAUGCACCAGUAUAACCAUGAAAACAAUCUUGAUGAUGUUGUCAGUAGCAUUCUUCAUCACAGAAGAUACAAACAAUAUUUAUCUUUGAAAAGGGCUUUGUUUGAGGAGUAUGAGCAACUUGGAGACUUCACAGUUAUUCGGGCCAAAGAGGAUGUAAUUACACUGGUUCAGUUCUAUGACGGUUCUGAGUUGGCUUUGAAACUGUCAGUGACAAUCACGCCGUCACUACUGGCAUCCAUCUCGGUCCACAGACAGAAAAUCCAACAGGAUCAUGAUUUCUGGAUUGGCUUGCCCAAGUUCUUGUCAACUGUAACUGAUGUUAAGAAACUUUUAUCAAAGUUGUCCUCUUUCCAAGUUUGCCCUGGUAAUUAUGAGGACAAAUUCAGCCACCUGGUGCCAAUAGGUGUUGGGUUGAGUCAGGCAGUUGCUUCUGGCAUGUCCGCAUACAGAGAGGGGGACUUUGGAGUAAACACCAACGGCAUCCAGUUCAGCUCGACCGUUAGGUCAACAAGUUGUGCCCUGUUGGUGUUUGGGAAAAUGAGAUGUGGUCAUUGUUGUAGAUAUCGGUCUACCCUCAGGAAAAAUCUGUCCCGGGAAAGUUUAUCUCCUAAACAUUGUCAGCCACAACCUGAUAAACUGUCUCAUAAGACGCAUAAACACAUGACGAAACUAGAACUUGUGCACAAAUAUAAAAUUAUUAAAACUCAUAAUCAGUCACUUAAGAGUGAGCUGGAUCAACUGAGAGGGAAAGUGUACAAUACAAUGUGAAGCAAAGGGCUCAAGCUACAUGAUUCUAAUGAUCAAGACUUAAGAGACAUGCCGGAAGAAUACAGUUCUGUGACACAGAAGCGCUUGUUCUGUUCAGAGAUGAAAGUUGCGGGUUCAUAUGCCCUAGAACCUAGCAGGACCACCUCUGUUGUCAAGUGGUAGAGAAUCUACCCAGAGAGUUGAAAGUCCGGGGUUCGAUCCCUGGCCGCGUCAUACCAAAAGCUGUCAAAAGCUGGUACUUGUUGUUACCCUGUCUGUUUGCUCAGCAUUAAGGGGCUAAAACAAGGACUGGUCGG
Haliotis rufescens (red abalone) is the source of this 1526-nucleotide messenger RNA. RefSeq lists its product as uncharacterized. The record is from RefSeq and is a predicted model, not a curated record. Bases 145 to 1230 code for a protein of 361 amino acids. The transcript is spliced from 3 exons. Lineage: Eukaryota; Metazoa; Mollusca; Gastropoda; Lepetellida; Haliotidae.